GCACGUGCGCAUGCACUUGUUGGUAUAUUGGUAGAAAGUUGAUAAACAUUGUGUACGUUUUCCUAGGUGCAAUUUGCCGUCGUUAACGAGGCGAAGAGUGGCAAUUGCCAGAUUGAAGCAUCCGGCCAACAUGGGCUCCACCUCCCACGAAGUUCGUCUCUUCGUUCUCGUCCUCUGUCCCAGCAAAGAGAAAGGGACGAAGAACGCACUGGAGACCGGGAGGACCUUUUCUACGCUCUUGGCAGACCUGGAAUUCCGACAGAAACUUCUCGAAGCUCAUUCAGAAGAUGAAUUCAAGCGGCUGUUGUCGAAACAGGCGCAGAUCCUGGCCGACGAACAAAACAGCGUCGAGAAACGACUCCUGGAAAACCAUACCGACGUGAAGCGCAUGAUAAUAGGGCAAACGAUCGGAGGGCUGAUAUACGUGGUUCUAAGUGGGCAACCUCUCAUGAUCCUCCUCACGACGGCGCCCCUUGCCAUCUACAUAAAGAUCAUAUACAACAUCUGCGAGGACUUCCAACUCGAUUUCUUUGCAAUGUACUGCUGUGUGGGUCUGUGGAACGCAUUUUUCCUCAUAUGCUACUCCCUUUUCGGAGUGAGUCGUCUGAUGAGGUGGAGCACGAGAUCCACCGAGGAGAUCUUCGCACUCUUCAUCUCCGUCGCCUUCUGUGUCGACGCCACACAAGACGUCAUCAAAGAUUUUGCCAACAACUACUAUUCCCCGGGGUGUAUGGCGACCGGACUGGAGGUAUUGAGGAACGAGAGUGAGCCGUUGAUCGUUCCCUAUUCGCCGAGGAACUUCUCACCAGAUGCCUUCGAUUAUUCGAGUGUCAACUCCUCUCCCGCACACCCAGAGCAGUCCUUCGACGGGUGUCGACGAGAGAGCUCCAUUCUUUUCCUCUUCCUUAUGCUUGGGACCCUCUGGUUAGGUGUCUCCCUUUACAACUUUAAUAAAACGCCGUACCUUCAAGCGAGCAAACGAGAGGCGCUCGCUGAUUAUGCCUUACCCGUUGCUGUGUUGGUGCUCAGCUUUGUUGGAUCUUUCUUGUUCAAGGAUGUCCAUUUGGAACAUUUCAAAUACGACAACACGAGAGUGUUCAACCUGGCGGCGUUGGACAAGCUGUCGGUGGCGGCCAUCUUCGCAUGCAUGGGGCUCGGCUUCUCUCUUUCCUUACUCUUCUUCAUGGAUCAGAACAUCACAUCCGCCAUGGUCAAUAACCCCUGCAAUAAAUUGAAGAAGGGACCAGCGUACCACUUGGACUUGUUCGUCGUGGCCGUGUUGAAUGCAUUCUUGUCCCUAUUUGGGCUUCCCUGGAUGCAUGCCACCAUCCCCCAUUCUCCUCUUCAUGUCAGGAGCCUGGCCGACGUCGAGGAACGCGUCGACCAGGGACACGUCUACGAAAUCAUCGUGACGGUGCGGGAGACGCGGCUGACGGGGAUGUUCUCUCACAUCCUCAUCGGGCUUUCCAUUCUCAUGCUUCCUCUACCGUUGGCCUACAUCCCGACGGCCGUCCUCGACGGGCUCUUCCUUUACAUGGCCGUCACUGCUCUCAACGGGAAUCAGAUGUUCGAGAGGAUUACACUUCUCUUCAUGGAACAGGCGGCGUAUCCUCCGAAUCAUUACAUCCGAAGAGUUCCACAGAGGAAGAUUCAUCAGUUCACGGCGUGUCAGGUGCUUCAACUAUUGUUCAUGUGCGCCGUUGGCUUCUCACCAUGGCCAUACAUCAAAAUGGUCUUCCCCAUCCUCCUCCUCGUUCUCAUGCCCUUCAGGCAUAAGGUGAUCCCGAAAAUGAUCGAGAAGAAAUUCCUAGAUGCACUGGAUGGAGAGCACCAGUAAUGAAUGUGAAUGAUGCUGGACCUCUCCCGACGACUGCUAAAGCAACGAUGACGAUUACAGGAACAAAACCUACAAAAUUUACAGGGACAAAAAAAAAGGAACAAGUCUAACAUCCCCGGUGUGCAAAUGCGAUCUUUCUCUUGCCCGCGCCAUUCUUACACUGUGAUGGGAAAAAACACUGCUCUUCUCUGUUGGAUUUCUGUCUGUGACAUAUUGUUCUCUUGUUGCCCAAGAAGAUAAGAAGAAUAUCAGCUAUUUUUCUCAGUUCAAGAGACGGCGAGGAGACUGUUUUUUCCUUUUUAUAGUUUUUCCUCCUUCUGCAACUCUGGUUGCUUUGUUGGUAGUGUUCUCUUUUCCUUCAAGUAUUCGGAGAGAGGCAAGUAUUCUGUGAAUACUUCUGUUGCUGCUUUUACUGAUAUAAGGAUGGCCCCGCGAUACGAUACUGUUGUUUGCUCAUACGAACUCGCAUGAAUGCUGAUGGAAGUGUGAUUCUUCAUCGAGUGUGACUCACUUGUUUCGACUUCCUUUAGAGAGGUGCUUCGACUAUUUUUGUGAGGAUUCACUGAUUCCAGUGGCUUCCAUGGACGAAACGCCAGGGAAAGCACGACGCCAAAAUGAGAAGCAAUAUAACUCGAAAAAAUUUAAGGCAGGACAUUUCAUGAACUAAGGUGCUGUCCGCUGAUGAGCCAAGCUUCUUUUUCUUCAUCUUCUGUCCUCCGAACUUCAAGAAUUUUUUCUACCAGAGUCCUGCUUUGCGUGACAUGUGAAGAAAGUAUACCCUAAAUCAAACAGAAGCAGUUUAACAGUGUCAUGGCUUCAGUUUGAGCCAAUGGUGAGAGUUAUGAAUUGUUAUUCUCUUCCUCAUCUUACAUUCUAUGCCAAUUUCAUAUUUUCGCAAGGGCUUAUAUUCCUUUGCAGCGGCAGGAUAGAGGGACAAUCCUAAUCUUGAAGGGAAAUAGCAACUGACACCUUCCUUUUCUCCCUCGCAUAGUCUCAUCCUAGGUCUAGUCUGAGAACAAGGGAUUAUCCUUUCUUAGCUAUCGACAUUGCUACCAUAGAAGGA
Darwinula stevensoni is the source of this 2900-nucleotide messenger RNA. NCBI's taxonomy places the organism in Eukaryota, Metazoa, Arthropoda, Ostracoda, Podocopida, Darwinulidae. The record is from the annotation of a GenBank genome assembly.